Molecule: messenger RNA, 640 nt
Organism: Ornithodoros turicata
Lineage: Eukaryota; Metazoa; Arthropoda; Arachnida; Ixodida; Argasidae
Product: dynactin subunit 5-like
Exons: 6
Coding region: 60-614 (184 amino acids)
Cellular component (GO): dynactin complex
Source: RefSeq, a predicted model, not a curated record
CCGCUCCAAUCCAAUCCGCAACGGUUCGAACUUCGAAGUGGCCCGUGGCCCCUUCGAAAAUGGAGCUUCCGGACGUGUUCUACAACAAGCAAGAUUAUAUUGAGACUGCUUCUGGAAACAAGGUUAGCAGAGGUUCUGUCCUCUGCGGCAGUCAGAACAUCGUGCUUAAUGGAAAGACAAUCGUAAGGUCCGGAGCGAUCAUUAGAGGAGACUUGGCGAACAUCAGGAUAGGACGACAUUGUGUUAUUGGAAAAGGAUCAGUGAUAAGGCCACCAUUCAAGAAGUUCAGCAGAGGUGUCGCAUUCUUCCCCUUGCAAAUCGGCGACCACGUAUUUAUCGACGAAGAUACGGUUGUAAAUGCUGCCAGCGUUGGCUCGUACUCAUACAUAGGAAAGAACUGCGUCAUUGGCCGACGGUCCAUUCUGAAGGACUGCUGUAUGAUAGCGGACAAUACAGUACUAGCACCAGAAACAGUGGUGCCAGCAUACGCCGUCUAUUCAGGGUCUCCUGGACUCCUGACCGAAGAGAUGCCGGAGUGCACGCGGGACAUCAUGGUGGAGUUCACCGACAAUUAUUACCGCCAUUUUCGGCAGUACGAUUCGGGCUCGGGAUAGAGGCCUUUAUUAAAAGCGCGCCAAGA